Arvicanthis niloticus (Nile rat) is the source of this 1539-nucleotide messenger RNA. The record is from RefSeq and is a predicted model, not a curated record. Lineage: Eukaryota; Metazoa; Chordata; Mammalia; Rodentia; Muridae.
GGAGGAGGCGGGCUUUUGGGACCGGCGCCUUCUCCUUGCUUUUUGGGGUCGUGGCCUUGCUCCUGCAGGGCAAGGGAAGCGUCCUGGGCUUUCACGCGCAAGUGUGCGCGUGGGUCCUGACGUGCUCUUAGGUCCACGCUCAGACUCUGCGGGGACAGAAGCAGGAGCCAUGGGCGGGACCGCUAGCACCCGCCGGGUCACCUUCGAGGCGGACGAGAACGAGAACAUCACCGUGGUGAAGGGCAUCCGGCUUUCAGAAAAUGUGAUCGAUCGGAUGAAGGAGUCCAGUCCAUCUGGUUCUAAGUCUCAGCGAUAUUCCAGUGUUUAUGGUGCUUCAGUUUCUGAUGAAGAAUUGAAAAGAAGAGUAGCUGAGGAGCUGGCAUUGGAGCAAGCCAAAAAGGAGUCAGAACACCAGAGACGCCUUAAACAAGCAAGGGACCUAGAAAGAGAGAGGGCUGCGGCCAAUGAGCAGCUGACCCGAGCUAUCCUCCGGGAAAGAAUAUCCAGUGAGGAGGAGCGCACGAAGGCGAAGCAUCUGGAUAUUGAAGACAAAGCUCGGCAGCUGGAAGAGAAAGACCGGGUGAUGCGGAAGCAGGAUGCAUUCUACAAAGAGCAGCUGGCGAGACUGGAGGAGAGGAGCUCAGAGUUCUACAAAGUCACCACUGAGGAGUAUCAGAAAGCUGCUGAAGAGGUGGAGGCCAAGUUCAAGCGGUAUGAAUAUCAUCCAGUCUGUGCAGAUCUGCAGACCAAAAUCCUCCAGUGUUACCGUCAGAACACGGAGCAGACCCUCAGCUGCGCCGCUCUGGCCAGCCAAUACAUGCAUUGUGUCAACCAUGCCAAACAGAGCAUGCUGGAGAAGGGAGGCUAAAGUUACCCUGAGAACAUGCAAGCUCCUUCAGCGUUAAUUCCAGAGGUGGAACAUUUUUUCUUUUCCUAGUAUGAAAAUGACCUAAUUAAAGAGAAGACCACUAAAGACAGACAGGCACUGGAAAAUGGACUCAACUGAAUCAUAACAUAUUUUGAUCAACAGUUUAAAAAGCCAUGGUCUAGAUCAGCGAUCAGUCAUCAAAGAACACUGUUAAGUGUUAAUGAAACCACAAAAUGAAUAAAAGAAAGGCCGUCCACCCCACCUUUUUGUACUCUCUUUCCAACUUCUACUGACAAAAAAAUGUUCUCUUCACUCCAGGCUCCAACAUUUAGUGACUUCCACUCUGAGACGGGGGGGGGGGGGGGGGAUUAAACUAUUUCAAAUGAUUUCAAAUGGAGAGACAGCAAGAAAGCACUGGGCUAGGGCAACAGUGCAGACUUGCCUGGGUGUGUUCUUCUCAUUAUAUAGGAGCUAAUUCAUUGUAACUUAUGAUCUUUCAAGACAGAAAGGAGAGAAAAUGUACCUCUUUUACUGGAAUAAUGUUUAUGAUUGCAGGUAAAAUAAGGCAUUUUUUGUGAAUAUAAAGGCAACCUUGGCUUGUUCAACCAAGUAGCGAAUACUGACAACUUUACUCACUAUCAAUAAUAAAUCUAUUUUCUGACAGACUGGCA